AUGGGUGAUUGGAGCUUCUUGGGGAGACUUUUGGAAAAUGCACAAGAACAUUCCACGGUGAUAGGCAAGGUCUGGCUGACAGUGCUCUUUGUCUUCAGGAUCUUAGUGCUGGGAGCAGCCGCCGAAGAAGUCUGGGGAGACGAACAGUCUGAUUUCACAUGCAACACCCAGCAGCCUGGUUGUGAAAACGUCUGCUAUGACAAGACCUUCCCAAUCUCCCACAUCCGCUUCUGGGUGCUUCAGAUCAUCUUUGUGUCGACGCCCACUCUCAUCUACCUGGGGCACGUCGUGCACAUCGUGCGGAUGGAGGAGAAGAGGAAAGAGAAGGAGGAAGAGCUGCGGAAGUCUAGCAGACAUGAAGAGGAGAAGGAGCUCUUCAAGAACAGCGACGGGGGGGAAAAGGAGAAACCACCUAUCAGAGAUGAACAUGGCAAAGUCCGAAUCAGGGGAACUCUCCUGCGCACCUACGUUUUCAACAUCAUUUUCAAGACCUUGUUUGAAGUUGGAUUUAUUGUAGGUCAAUAUUUUCUUUAUGGUUUUCACCUGAAGCCCCUAUACAAGUGUGACAGGUGGCCGUGCCCAAACACAGUGGACUGCUAUAUCUCUCGACCCACAGAAAAGACCAUUUUCAUCAUAUUUAUGCUUGUGGUUGCCUGCAUAUCUCUUUUGCUGAAUUUGUUUGAGAUUUAUCACCUAGGAUGGAAGAAGCUCAAACAGGGAAUGAUCAAGGAGUACUCCCCUAGUCAUGUACCGCCAUGCAACAAAACAGAGCCUGAACCCAUGAUCCCCACCCCUAGAACUGCCCCACCCAGUCUUAGCUACCCACUUUAUUACACAGACACCACUGCGGGGGGUCACCAUGCUUGCCCCGCAGCUCCCCUGGAAGAGUUCAAGAUGUCACCUCUUUCUAAGGAUCAGCACCUAUCCACUCCCUUUUACAUCAACAGCAACCAUAACCUGAACACUGAGCAGAACUGGGCAAACCUCGUCACAGAGCAGCAGACUCAUGAGAGGAAACCCACCUCCUCUUCUGCCUCCACCACUAGCAGCGUCCGCAAUGGGCUCAGCAGCGAGGACACACUGGCCAGCAGCAGGAGCUUGAGCGCUGGGAAAAGAGAGCAGGAAGAGGGGCAUGUGACCACUAUAGUAGAAAUGCAUGAGCCCCUUGCUGUCACUGAUACGCGACGAUUGAGCAGAGUAAGUAAGUUUAGCAGCGGUAGAGCAAGAUCGGAUGACCUAGCGAUCUAG
Polyodon spathula (Mississippi paddlefish) is the source of this 1248-nucleotide messenger RNA. RefSeq names its product gap junction alpha-3 protein-like. The coding region runs from base 1 to 1248 and encodes 415 amino acids. The record is from RefSeq and is a predicted model, not a curated record. Gene Ontology annotation, biological process: cell communication. Gene Ontology annotation, cellular component: connexin complex. NCBI's taxonomy places the organism in Eukaryota, Metazoa, Chordata, Actinopteri, Acipenseriformes, Polyodontidae. The transcript has a single exon.